ACACUCUUUCGCUCGCUCUCUCUCUCUCGCUCGGUAACAAAGGUUUGGAUCGAAAGGGUCGUCGCCAAUGAUACCGCUGGUUUCUCGCACUGGGAGGCGCCACCAACGCUACUAUGAGGGUCGACGUCUCAUUGCAGGAUGCAUUCCCUAUCGAUUUACUGCAAACGACUCUAACGAGAAUGGUUUCGGCAAGAAGCUUGAAGUCCUAAUGAUCAGCUCGCAGAAGGGCAACGGGGUGUUGUUUCCAAAGGGGGGUUGGGAGACAGAUGAAUCACUCGGUGAUGCAGCUCGCAGGGAAGCAUUAGAGGAAGCGGGAGUAAGAGGAGACAUUGGUGACUUGCUGGGGGAAUGGAUCUUUAAAAGCAAAAGCCACAAAGACACGUACCGCGUGGGAUACAUGUUCCCUUUGCACGUAACUGAGCAACUGGAUUGGUGGCCGGAAAAAAAUGUUCGAGAACGGAAAUGGGUAACUGUUGGCGAAGCAAGAGUUUCUUGCGAGUAUAUGUGGAUGCGAGAAGCACUUGAACUACUAAUACGGCGAACGAACAGGCCGCUGAAAACCCCCGCUGAUUCCGCUCUUUCAGUAUAUUCAACAAAUUCAUCAGACGAUUCAUCUUCUUCCGAGUAGCAGCACUGCUAGAUCUCGGCAACAAACGAUUUAAUAACCGAGGGGCUGACCGCUUUCUGCUGACCGUGCCACUUCCUUUCAACAAGUAGCUAGACACCAACCUAGGAAGAGAGAAGGUCACGUUUUGCUUCUUUUUUGGAAGGCUUCUGAACCGUCUUGUGAGCAUCUGUAAAACGUGAUCUUGGAUGUAACAUUCAUCACAAGGUAUACCUUUGCUUAUGUUCUGCUCGCUUCCUGGAAUCUAUAGAGCGAUGCAAUCAUUUUUUUUUUUUUUAAUUUGUAAUCUUCGUUUCAUAUUUAUUCUUUUGACCUGUAAGAUGCUCCCCAAAUUAAGGUCCUCACGUCGACCGCAGCAAUUGUUGUACUUCGUUUUGUUUGGUUAUGAAGGACCUUAUUGGUAGGUGGAGAAAAAGAAAGAAGCAGUGAAAUGUAAAAAAUU
Messenger RNA from Nymphaea colorata (pocket water lily), 1067 nucleotides. Its product is annotated as nudix hydrolase 17, mitochondrial-like. Bases 68 to 628 code for a protein of 186 amino acids. The record is from RefSeq and is a predicted model, not a curated record. Lineage: Eukaryota; Viridiplantae; Streptophyta; Magnoliopsida; Nymphaeales; Nymphaeaceae. The transcript has 5 exons. Gene Ontology annotation, cellular component: nucleus; cytoplasm. Gene Ontology annotation, molecular function: pyrophosphatase activity.